UCGAUUUCCUUAAAAGUUAAAAAUUGUAUGAAUCAUUGCAACAAGUUGCUAUUAGUAAUAACGCAUCGAAUGACUUUAAAUUGAUUGCAUAUUCUUGUUAUUAAAUUAAUAUUGAAAAUAUAUAUAAUUUAUAAAUAAUUAUUUUAUAAAAAAAUCAGAAACAAUAAAAAAUACAUUAUAUUUAAUUUUAAUUCGAAUAAAUUGACAAAUAUAUUUAUUUUAAAUAAUAAAAAUUAAUUUUUGUAAUCUUUGAACUAAUUUAAUAUAUAAUUAAAUAUCAAUAAUAUUUUAUUUAAAAUAUUUUUUAUAUUGUUUAUAUAAAAAUUAAUAAAUAAAUAAUAAAAAUAAAAAAGUUUUAUUUAUAAUAUUAAAAAAAUAAUUUUAUCGAUAUAAUUCUUUGAAUGAAUUGUGAUUUCAAUAAAUAAAUGAUAUUUUUUUAUAAUCUCUAAUCUAUUCUAUGAAUAAGUGAAAGUUUAUUGAAAACAUUUUGCCACAUACAAUUCGAGGUCAAUCGUUAUAGUUGAAAUAAUCUUUAACAAUAUAAGUACACAUAAUUGUACAAAUCGAAGUAAUCUGAUGAUUAAUAGAUAUCACAAUACAUAGUUAGUAUCCGUGAAUAAUAUUAAUUUAAUAUAAAAUGGGCGGAAAAAAUUGUAAAGGACUUCUACCAAAUUCUAAUACUCUACCAGGCAAAUCAACAAAGACAGGUAAACCAGAAAAAUAUGACUAUAUUGAAGAUGUGGUGUGCAUGGAAACAGAUAUUAGAGAAAAUGAAAUGAAACUUUUGCCACUUGGACAAAAUGGAGGGAAAAUCUUAUUAAUUAAACAAAAAGGACAAAUACAUGCCAUUGGUACAAAAUGUACACAUUAUGGGGCUUUACUUCACACAGGAGCACUAGGAGAUGGAAGAAUAAGAUGUCCAUGGCAUGGUGCAUGUUUUAAUAUUAAAACAGGAGAUAUAGAAGACUAUCCAGGAUUAGAUUCUUUACCUUGUUUCCAGGUAAAUAUAGAUACAUCUGGUUUUGUACGCGUGAAAGCAAAUCGCAAAGAUUUAGAAUUCAGUAGAAGGAUAAAAGAUAUGUGUGAACGAGAUCCCAAUAACACUAAUACUGUUAUAAUAGUUGGAGGUGGACCAGCAGCUGCAACAUGUGCAGAAAGUUUGCGACAAGAAAAUUUUACAGGAAAUAUUACUAUGAUUUGUAAGGAAAAUAUACUACCAUAUGAUAGAGUAAAGGUAUCUAAAUCUUUUGAUAUAGAUGUUGAAAAAAUAAUUUUAAGACCAAGCUCAUUUUACAAAGAUCAUAAAAUUGAAACUAAAUUGGACAUAGAAGCCAUAGGAUUAGAUACAAAUAAUAACAUUCUUCAUUUAAAUAAUAAUGAAAAAUUAAUAUACAAUUAUUUAUUUAUUUGUACUGGAAGUAUGGCCAGAACUCCUGAAAUACCUGGUGUUAAUUUAUCUAAUAUCCAUGUAUUAAGAAAUUAUACAGAUGCUCAAACUAUAAAUUCAAAAUUGUCACUUGAAAAACAUGUUAUAAUAUUAGGAUUAGGUUUUAUUGCUAUGGAAGCUGCUGCUUUUUGCGCAAAAAAAUGUGCAUCUAUUACUAUCAUUGGAAGAGGUAAAACUCCUUUACAACCAGUAUUUGGAACAGAUAUUGGUAAUAGAAUUAAACAGCAAUUUGAAGAUGAAGGUAUUAAAUUUAUAUUUGAACAUGAUAUUACACAAUUUGUUGCAAAAAAAGAUGACAGUACUGCUGUAGGUACAGUUGUACUUAAUGAUGAUCAAGUUCUUCCUGCUGAUAUAGUAAUUAUUGGAAUUGGAGCACAAGUAUAUACUGAAUGGAUAAAGCAGUCUCCUAUCGAAAUGCUACCAGAUGGAACCAUUAAAGUGGAUAAGUAUUUAAAAACAAAUGUAGAAAAUGUAUAUGCCGGUGGAGAUGUAGCUUAUGCACCUUUAUUUGGCUCUGAUGAAAUUUCAGCUGCAAUAGGUCAUUAUCCAUUAGCACAUUAUCAUGGUAAAAUAGCAGCAUUAAAUAUAUGUGGUAAAACUACUGCUUUAAAUGCUGUACCAUUUUUUUGGACAACAUUAUUUGGAAAGAGUUAUAGAUAUGUGGGAUAUGGAACACCAGAGAAAAUUAGAAUUUACGGUUCUUUAGAGAAAUUGGAAUUUUUUGCAUAUUAUAUUAAAAAUAAUAAAGUUAUUGCUAUGAGUAGUGUUGCAGCAGAUCCUAUUGUGUCAGAUUUUGCAAACUUUCUAUACGAGAAAAAAACAUUGACAGAAACAGAGAUUAAUAGAGAUCCAUUUAAUUGGAUAAGAAACAAACCAAAGGAUUUACAGAUCAGAUUUCGAAAUGAAAUUAUUGUAAAUCCAUAAAUCAAAUAUAUGUAAGAGAAAAUUAUUCAAGUGGAAAAUUGAAUGAAAUUGCUAUGCUAAGACUUUAAUAUUGUAUUCCAUAAUAUUUUUCUAUUUUUAGUUUUACAAUUUGUUUUAUUAAAAAAAAUUUUAAGAAAUGAAAUAAUACUACAUAAUAUGUUGAGCUUUUAUAUUAUUUAUAUUGUAUAUAUGGAAACUUUAUUUAAUACAAUUCUUUAUUUUAAAGCGAAUAAUUAUAUAUUUAAAAUAAAAAUUAAUCCCAUGCAUUA
This is a messenger RNA of Apis cerana (Asiatic honeybee), 2640 nucleotides long. Its product is annotated as apoptosis-inducing factor 3. NCBI's taxonomy places the organism in Eukaryota, Metazoa, Arthropoda, Insecta, Hymenoptera, Apidae. The record is from RefSeq and is a predicted model, not a curated record. Gene Ontology annotation, cellular component: cytoplasm. Gene Ontology annotation, molecular function: 2 iron, 2 sulfur cluster binding; oxidoreductase activity, acting on NAD(P)H.